GAGGCUUCCAGUACUGCCCUGAUCAGCCAGUUGUCUCUGGGACUCUUGCAAUGGGACCCUGGACGUCGCUGCUACUGGUGUCCGCCUGGGCUCUGCUCCUCUGUCCCGGCGCGCUGGGCUGCGGACCGGGGAGAGGUUACGGCAGCAGGCGGAGACACAACCGAAAGCUGACGCCGCUCUCCUACAAGCAGUUCAUCCCCAACGUGGCGGAGAAAACCCUGGGAGCUAGCGGCAAGUCGGAGAGCAAAAUCAAUAGGAACGCGUCCCGCUUCAAGGACCUGAUCCCGAAUUACAACCCCGACAUCAUCUUCAAAGACGAGGAGAAAUCCGGCGCCGACAGACUCAUGACACAGCGUUGCAAAGAUAAGCUGAACGCCCUCGCGAUCUCAGUGAUGAACCAGUGGCCUGGCGUGAGGCUGAGAGUGACCGAAGGUUGGGAUGAAGAUGGUCACCAUUCUGUGCAAUCCCUGCACUAUGAGGGCCGGGCAGUGGAUAUCACCACCUCGGACAGAGAUCGCUCCAAGUAUGGGAUGCUGGCACGCCUGGCAGUCGAGGCAGGCUUUGACUGGGUCUAUUACGAAUCGAAGGCUCACAUUCAUUGCUCAGUCAAAUCAGAUCAUUCCAUGGCGGCCAAAACUGGCGGCUGUUUCCCUGGGAAUGCCAGUGUCCUGUUGGAAGAUGGACGGAGGAAGAAGGUAUCUGAACUGCAGCCCGGAGACCGGGUGCAAACCGUGGAUCAAGAAGGCCAAAUUAUUUUCAGCACCUUCAUGACCUUCCUGGACCAUGAGCCCGAAGCGGUGAAGAUAUUUCACGUGCUUGAGACCCAGGAUCCGCCUCGGAGACUCCUAUUGACCGCCGCCCACCUGGUCUUUGUGGCGGACAAUUUCACCUCGGACCUGGGCCGCUUUAGACCCACCUUUGCCAGUGAGGUGAGGGUCGGGCAGUAUGUGUACACAGCGGACGACACGGCGCAGCGGCCCGCGCGGGUGACGGGGAUCUCGUUGCAGGCCGACGUGGGAGCCUACGCCCCCUUGACCCAGCAUGGCACGCUGGUGGUGAACGGCAUGCUGGCCUCCUGCUUCGCCGCCAUCGAGGGUCACGGCCUGGCACAGCUGGCCUUUGCCCCGCUCCGUCUCUGCUACAGACUGGCGUCGAUCUUUGGCCAAAGCAGUCCCGCUGUCUACCAGGAGGGCAUGCACUGGUACUCCCAGCUCUUACACCGGCUGGGCAGGCUCCUCCUCAGCCCAAAGGACUUCCACCCCUGGGGCGUGGCGCAAGGCUGAGGCGAAGGGGCGUGGGCUGAGGCUUUACCGAAAGAGCCCCACACCCACCCCCGCCCCCCAUUUCCUACCCCCAUCCGCGUAGGGGUAAGAUCAGGCAAAUCGCACUGCUUUGCAGUUGGGGCAUGCCCUGUCUCUACAGACCCUAGGAUUCAAAGGCUGAACAACAAUGGAUCUGAGACCUCCCUUCUCUGCAGCGUUGGAGGAAGAGCUCCCGGUUGUGGUUUCUGGAGCUAGAAUUGGCUUCGGCAGGGUUGAAGAAAGAAAGUCUCACCUUGAUUGUUCUCACCUUUCACUGACUUACCCUGGGCCCUGCUUGAGUCAAAGCAAUCCGUAUUUAAGUUUUGCCUUCUACAGAGCGUUCUACAGAGCUGCAGCUAACUGGACAAGGAUGUUCAGAUGCAACCUCAGACGCAGAUUUGAAGUAAUGCAUUUUGCCCUCAUCUAUCAUUUUGGAAUUUCUUUUAUGCCCCAUAUUGAAUGGGAACGGCUAUGUAAACAUGUCACGCUCCAACUGCAGCCAAUGGCAAACCUGCAGACAGUUUUGCUAAUGUGUGGACCUGCGAAUUUAAUAAUGAGAAAUAAUUGACAGCGCAUCUACACAGAUGUACGAUGACUAAUACAAUAGAUGUAUAUAUCCUAAAAUAUCUCCUAGUCCAGGGAGAGACACUUACAGGGUUAUCAUCUCCAUACAGAGGCCAGACAAGGGUUCACAAGUCGAGUCCUAAGUUUGCUUUGCUGCUGAUUCAUGUUUGUUAAAAUCUUCCUAACCAUUGUCUUUACAAGACUGAAGAUAAAUGUCGAGGAUUGAAAUAAUAAUCAAAUUAUUGGUGCCUGGUUUACAUCUUACAACUUUCAGAAGAGUCCCAGCAAAAUCAAUAAUGGGGAUUAAAGGUAAUUAAAAGUUGCCAUCUCUGUUCCUGGAGGUUUCAAAUGUGACUUUUCACCUUCAACAUCCCUCCCAAGUUGUACACCUUUCCCCUCUUUGCCUUUCCAAUAAAGGACAUUGUUUUAGGUUGUUCUCUCUUCAGUCGAUCUUUGGAAGGACUUGCCCUAUUCAUAACCUCUUCCUGUGUGGGGCAGAUCGGUCUGUUAAGGUCCCCGUCCCCUUUCCUGCUGAAUGUUACCCCUCACGAUAGAAAGGACGGAGAUUAAUCUUUUCAACUCUAAUCUCACUACAAACCCAGAUUAAGGAUUGGAAAGGGAGUUUGGAGUUUGACACUUCAAUUGACCAUCUGAGCAUGGUAAAUGUUAGUUAAAGCCACAAGUAGAGGCGCCAAUAAACCCAGCUCCACUCACUAUCUAGACUGCCCAUACUUUACUCUCUACCUUCCAAAAUGUGCCCACCAAGCUCAUUGUCAACCACCGCAUUGCAAAAGCUUUUGACUUGAGACUCUUGGGAUAUCAGGAAGAUGGGAUGGGAAGUCUUGUUUCCAUAACAGCUCCUAAGCUGUUUAGACACAGCUUAGAAACCCUUCCUAAACUGUCCUUGGGUGUAUUGGGAAACUCAAGGUCCCAUGGGAACUCAUACAUCCAAUUCACUAGGUUGGCAUUAUCCUUAUUGAAGAACAACAUCAAAUUUGGAAUGUUAUAUAAAAAAGCAGUUUGCUGAUUACACAGGAAUGUUGAGGUUGAAUUUCUCUGAUCUCUCCAGCUCUGCUCUGGUACUGACUCAUGCAAGAUUGUCCUACCACGGAUUUCCUUAACCACCUCAGUUUGUUCAGAGGUUUACUUUGGAUGGCAGAAAGACCUUCUAAUUUUGCCAGCUGCUUUCAGAGAGGCUCUUUAUUUGUCUUCAAAAAUAUUUAAGUACUGUUCCAAUUCUUCCACCUGCAAACAUCAGACUUAUAAACGGUCAGUAAAGUUGGAUUUUUCUUUACACUGGCCCUGAUUCAUUACAACAAUUCAACGCCAUACACAUUUCAUUAGGGUGGGUCUUCUUCUGUCUUCUGACACCUGGAGCUUUAGCUAAACCAUCACUCUGAGUUUGCCAGUUGAACCCACACAUAAUCUUGGUCAGCUGGUACCCGUCCAAGGAACUGCUGCACUGUUGAAGGUACCACCUUGUGAGGUACUGUUGCCUCAUUGAGUGAAUGUGAAAGAGCUUGUUGGCACUGCUCUACUGAAAGGGAAUAGGGAGAUCCAAUCCAAUGGUCAACUCCCUUCCCUCAACCAACAACACCAAAGACAAAUUAUGGGUCCUUGCUGGUUGCAAAUUCACCACUGUGUUGUAUAAGCAUGGUGAUGCACCCGUAAUAAAUACAUUGGCUACAAAAUGCUUUAGUAUCCUGACAAGUCGCUACGUAAAUGCAAAUAGUUUUCCUACAGAAAUUCCCGCUGCUAUAUUUUAGGCCAAACUUUUCCAGUUUGUGUGGGAUCUUGUGGCACAGUGAACAGGACAAGUAAGGAAUUGUUGGCGGAUUGAUGAUGGUGGCUUGAUGUCACAAAGAGAAGUGUCAAUCAAAUACGGCUGCCAAAGAUGGUAAAGUGAAGCCUUGGGAGAUGAGGAGACAUCAGAAGGGGAGAGGAGGUUGUGACUGCGAGGAUGGUGGAGACAUCCUGUGGAAGGAAUGUCACUAUCCAGGAAAUUUAAGUAGUCUGAAUUGGAGAAGGAGGAAAUGUUGCCCCCUUUCUCUUUCUCUCUGCAACAUCAAUACAAUGCUCUCCCUUGGGACAGGUCCAUUCUGAGCCAGCUCCAGGUAGUGGAAUAAAGCCACCCAAAGAAGGGGAAGAGUUCCCACCCACUACACCCAGUGCCAUGGAAACCCCCUGACCCUUGACUCCUUAUCACCUCCAUCAGCACAAUUAACACAUUGGCAACACAUGAGGCUGAACACAAGACAAAGUGCGACUGAGUGCAGGACUGAAGGUGAGAUCAAAUGCAGGACUGUGUUUGUAACUGGCCAUGUGACUAAAUGCAGGAUUCAACUUAGGACUGAAUAUUUAACUGACCACGUGAUGAAAUGCCAAACUGCAUGGUUAACUGAACAUGAGACUCAGCAUGUUAGAAAACAUGCAUGUGACCAAUCACGUGACUGGGCACAGGGUGAGGCACAUGAUUAAACACGACCAAGUGUGUACGUGUACACCUGACUCUUCAUGUACAACAUGUAAAUGAACAUGUGACAAAACACACAACUGAAUGCAUGUAUGAACUCUGAGCAUCAGACUGUGUUACUCAUCACAUGAGCUAAUACUCGACUGAACACGGGACACACAAGUGCACGCCUCAAAACUUGUUAGAAAAUCUUACACGCACGCGCACGCACACACACACACACUUGGUUGGGUUUAAAGUCUCUAUUUACAGAUAUACCCCACUCAAUGCUCAAUUCUCCCAAAAAGUUAGUUGAUUUUAUUUGAUUUUGGAAAGAAUAUAUAUGUAUAUUUCCCUCAAUUGCAAUGGUUAAGUUUAAUGUGUAAAUUUACACCCUGGGCCAUGUGUGUUACUUAUGAGAUUUAUUUUUAUACUUGUGAAUUGUAAUAUAGAAUUGUAAAAGUUGGCUGUCAAUAUGAAUUUUAUUAUAUUAUAUAUAAAACUGCUAUCAGUCUGUAAAGUUUUAAUUUAAAAGAUUUUCAAGAACAGAGAUAUUUUUAUCUUGACUUCCAAUGUUAUUCUGGAAUCUCCUGUGACUAAUCUUGCAAUGUACUUUGUCUUCUUCUAUUUAAUGAAUAAAAUUAAUACCUGAUCAAUGAAUAGCUCUGUCAAGUGCACUGAGUUUAAAGCGCUGGCAAGUAGAACGGAGGGGAAGUGGGGCCAAACAGAUUACCUUUGAACGGUGUCCCUAUCGUAACAUUUAACUGCCCAAUUUUGCAUCUGUCAUGAUCCAUUUAGGUUUCACACAUCUCCACAGUCAUUCCAUGAUUAGCAUACCAUUUUGUUUCUCUUGCUCCAUCUCCUCCUCCCUCACCCCUGUUACCUUCCCUUCCGCCUCACCCUAUUUCCCAUCUCCAUCUCCUCUUCUCCCCUUCUCCUUCCAGCCUAU
Molecule: messenger RNA, 5266 nt
Organism: Pristis pectinata (smalltooth sawfish)
Lineage: Eukaryota; Metazoa; Chordata; Chondrichthyes; Rhinopristiformes; Pristidae
Product: indian hedgehog protein-like
Exons: 3
Coding region: 51-1283 (410 amino acids)
Biological process (GO): cell-cell signaling; smoothened signaling pathway; intein-mediated protein splicing
Molecular function (GO): calcium ion binding; patched binding
Source: RefSeq, a predicted model, not a curated record